UUACAGGCGUGAGCCACUGCGCCCGGCCUUUUCUUUACAUUUUUAAUAGACAUCCAACUUACAGGUCUACUAUGACCUGUGUGGUUCAUUCUGUUCACUAUCAGAAUCUUCCAAGAUUCAUAUCAGUUACUGAAUUUUGUCAAGCUCCCUAGUUAUGGUUGUGUUUUAGUCUAAGAACCCACCCCUAGUACUUGCUUUCCCUUAUUCUCAUAUUUUAAAGUACUCAUUUCAGAAGUGGUUUGGGAAUUUUUGAAAAUACUUUUUUUUUUGAGACAGAGUCUCGCUCUUGUCCCCCAGGCCAGAGUGCAAUGGCACGAUCUUGGCUCACUGCAACCUCCACCCCCCAGCUUCAAGCAAUUCUCCUGCCUCAGCCUCCGGAGAAUACUUUUUUUUUUUAAACAAAGACAACUAUAUGUAGCUAGUCAAGUCAUGGCACUCCCUUUUAAUUUUCUCUUGAAGAUUACCUAGAUUUUAGCAGGAUAGGAAUAGCAUUUAAUACUAUUCUUAGGUUUUUCCAAGUAUUAAUGCUGUUGUCUUUGUUUGCUGUGUCUAGAAUGUAGUUGUCUCCCUCCUGACCACACAAUUCUUAAGUAGGUAGGCUCUGCCUUGUCUUCCUUUUAUUUUGUGUAUGGUUUCAUACUUGAACUUGAUUCAAACAUGUCUAUCCACCUUCCCCAAUACCAUCUCUCAGUUGGCAACUUGGUCUGGCUCUUUAACUGAAGCAUGUAGUUGAUAUGCUGAUUUUUUUCAGUAAUAGGUUUUAUAUUUGGAUAUUCCCACAUCAUCACUGGAAAUUUUAUGAAGAAUCCAUCAUAUUCAACAUUCUUUCUGGUUCAGUUAUUGAAAAGUUUGUUUAUAUUUUGCCACAGGGGUUUGUGUGGUUUUAUUGUAGGAUGCUUUUUUUGUUGUUGAUUCUAAUUUACUUGGCUGGCCUGUGAAUGCCAUUCUGAAUUGGUUACUAAAAAUGUUUAUAUUUAGACCUGGACAGAUAAUUUUUUCUUUCGUUUUAUGAGUACCUUUUUAAAAUAAAAAACUUUUUAACUCAACAGAAGUCUAAAGAAGAUGGAUCAUUUAGUAUUUAAUGGGGAACACAAGUGUUGAGGUAAUGAGCAUAUGAGCAUAUUUGAGUUUCAUUUUUCAAGUUACUUAGGUUAGAAUUUUUUUUUCAUAGUGGGGAUUAUUUGGGGAUCAUUUUACAUACUGCCUUGAGAAGAGUCUUGGUGCCUUUUGUUAUUAAAGUAUUGUAAUAGGUAAUGUUUGCAAGGUAUUGCAAUAUAUUGAUGUACUUUAAUAUUAUAUAUAGUAUUCCUCCAUGUCAAUAAGUAUUGAAGAUGUUUAUGAUUGAUUUUUUCCUUUAAUUUUCUCUUACUUUUCACUUCUUGACUUCAUGUAUCAAAGAAGAAAUCCAGAGUGAAAUUAGAGAGUAUUUUGAACUAAAUGAAAAUGAAAACAACACAACCUGCUAAAAUUACUUAGAUGUAUCUAAAGCAGUACUUAAAGAGAAAUUUACCACUGAAAACCUACAUUAGAAAAGAAGGUCUCAAAUCAGUAAAAUCAGCUUUCACCUUAAACUAGUAAAAGCAAAACAAAUGAAACCAGAAGUUUACAGAAGGAUUAUAAUAAGGAUCAUGGAGGAAAUCAAUGAAACAGACAACAGAAAAGCAAUAGAGACAAUGAAGCCAACCUGGCUAUUUGAGAAGAUAAUAACAUUGUUAAAAUUCUGUCAUAUUAAUCAGUCAAAAGAAGAGAGAAGACAAAUUACCAAAUUAGGAAUGACAGAGGUCUCAUCUCUACAGAUUCUAUAGAUCUUAAAAGAAGGGGAUUAGUAUAAGUAACUUUAUACAUAUAAGCUUUACAAUUUACAUGAAAGGGAUAAAUAGAUAAGUUGAUUUGUAUAUCAUUAAAGAAAUUGUAUUUGUAGUUAAAAACCAGCAAGCGAAGGGUAAACAAAAGAACAUUCUAGACAGAGAGACAUAUCCCAAGAUACAUAGAAAUACCAAGCAUAGAGCUACACUGUAUAAUAUGGUGACCACUAGCUAUAUGUGACAAUUUAAAUUUAAUUGUAAUUCAGUAAAAUAAAUUUUGUACCUGUCACAUUUGCCACAUUUUAAGUUAUCAGUUACCUACAUGUGACUGAUAUUAUGUAGAACAUAAAGAACAUGCACAUCAACAAAGUUCUAUUGGACAGAGCCAUCAUAAUGUGUUUAGGAAACUUCAGGAGUUCUGAUUUGAUGAGAGUGUACGUUGCAAUGGUGAGAUGGAAGUUGCAAAGGCAAGUUGGAAGGGAAUUAUGCUGGAAGGGCAAACUGAAUCCAAACCAUUGAGUGUCUUCAAAGGCAAUGGUGUUUGGAUUUACCCUAGGGGACACCAGCUAGGGUGGAGAGGUGAUUUUCGGUUUUGAUUAGUGACAGUAGAUGCUGGUAGGGUAAGUUGAUCUGAUAUGUGUUUGUUUGGUUUUGAUUAGUGAAGGUAGAUGUUGGUAGGGUAGGUUGAUCUGAUUUGUGUUUGUUUGGUUUUGAUUAGUGAAGGUAGAUACUGGUGAGUUGAUCUGAUUUUGAGUAUAAUAUUUUGGAAUAUUAUUCUCAAUAUGUUUUGAAAUAAUAUUUUGAAAUAAUAUUUCUGGGGGCAGGAUAAAAGGUAGAUUUGAGGGAUGAAAUCAGUAUUCGUGAGCUCACUCUCUAACAGCCAAGUUGUCCAGAUGAGAGUGGUGGUAAGGACUAAGCUAUAAUGAGGCAAUGAGCAUAUAAGGGAUUAGACAUUUGACUGCUAUUUAGAGGAAAAAAAGAUAGGAGGAUUUGGUUUGGGAGCUAACAGAAUCUGAAUGACCCUGAUUUCUGGAUCGAGCAUAUAGAGACAAGAUAGGACUUAUGUGGGGAAAAGCAGACUUUGAAAAGAGAAAAUGAGUAUGACUAUAAAUUUGGCCACAUUAACUUUAAAGAUAGGCCCAAUUUAAUUAAGAGUCUGGAGUUGAUAAAACUCAGGAUCAGAUAUGUGCUUUUGGGCAUCACCAGAAUGUAGUUGGCUUUUUGAAGCUUUGACUUUGGAUAAGAUUGCCCAGAGAGAACAUACAGCAUGUACAGAUCAAAGCCAAGGACACACCCCAAUAUUUAUUAGGUAUAGAAAGGUAGGACCUUAGAAUAAGAAUGAAAAUGAGUAACUAGAGAGAAAAAAAAUAAAGAGUGGUUCCCAAAAGAGCCCAAAGAAGAUAACAUUUCAAGGAGGGUUGCUGGUCCAGAGAAGUCAUAUAAAAGAACCAUAAGCAUAUAUUGGAUUUGUUGAACAGGAAGUCAUUUGGGACCUUUCAGAAGUGUAGUAUUCUGAAACACCAAGCAAAUUCAGACCUUCAUGCUGAGGUGAAUUUGUAAAGGGUCAUUGGGCAUACCCUUUGGGAGAACUGAUACGGCCUUCAGACAUCUACAAUAUAGAGAAUGCCAAGAACUUCUAAGCCUGUAUCAGAAAUAUUUAUCAGAACAACAGGAGAAGCUCACCAUGUCUCUCUCAGAACUUGGUGCUGCUAGAAUGCAGGAACAGCAGGUAUCCAGUAGAAAAAGCACUCUCCAGUGUUCAUCUGUGGAACUCGAUGGUUCCUACUUGAGCGUAGCCAGACCACAGACCUAUUAUCAAACCAAGCAAAGACCUAAGUCUGCAGUCCAGGAUUCAGCUUCAGAAUCCCUUAUAGCAUUUAGGAAUAAUUCUUUGAAACCAGUAACCCUUCAUCAUCCCAAAGAUGAUCUAGAUAAGAUACCAUCAGAGACCACAACAUGUAAUUAUGAAUCUCCAGGGAGAAAACCAGUAGAUGCAGUCCCAACAGAGAAAAUGCCACAAGAAGAAUUAAACAUGAAGGAAUGUCCACACCUUAAGCCUACUCCUAGUCAGUGCUGUGGUCAUAGACUUGCUGCAGAUCGUGUUCAUGACAGCCAUCCUACAAACAUGGCCCCUCAACAUCCUAAGACACAUCCAGAAUCAUGCAGUUAUUGUCAGCUUUCUUGGGCAUCUCUGGUGCAUGGUGGAGGGGCACUGCAACCCAGUGAAACUUUGAAAAAGCAGAUCUCAGAAGAUAGAAAGCAGCAACUGAUGCUUCAGAAAAUGGAACUGGAAAUUGAAAAGGAGCGCCUUCAGCAUCUGCUUGCCCAGCAGGAGACAAAGCUUCUUCUAAAACAGCAGCAGCUUCACCAGUCUCAACUGGAUUACAAUUGUUUAUUAAAGUCAAACUGUGAUGGCUGGCUGCUUGGAACAUCAUCAUCUAUUAAAAAGCACCAAGACUCCCCAAACAGUGGAGAGAAUAGGAAGGAGAAGAAGACAGUUGGGUUUCAUUCGCAUAUGAAAGAUGAUGCCCAGUGGUCAUGUCAAAAGAAAGAUACAUAUAAACCCCAAAGAGGAACAAUGACAGGAGUUAGAAAAGAUGCAUCUACAUCUCCUAUGCCAACAGGAAGCCUAAAGGAUUUUGUCACCACAGCCUCACCAUCAUUACGGCACACCACCUCCCGGUAUGAGACAUCUUUGUUGGAUUUGGUUCAGUCUCUGAGCCCAAACUCUGCGCCCAAACCUCAGCGCUAUCCCUCCAGAGAAGCUGGGGCCUGGAAUCAUGGUACUUUCCGACUCAGUCCUCCAAAAUCGACCCGGAAGAAGAUGGGGAUGCACAGAACCCCUGAAGAGCUGGAGGAGAAUCAGAUUCUGGAAGAUAUAUUUUUCAUUUGACAUAUUGCAAAAUUUUCUUAGGAAAUUUGUGGGUUUCCUCACAUACUCAUCUAGGAUUUUAAAUUAUUUCAUCGCAAAGUAAUUGUGUCUCUCCUUUCAUGGGGACCUGUCUCACUAGCAUCCUGUUACAUAUUGAAUAUAGAAAUCAUUCUAACAACCCAGGGUGUUUUCAAUCAGACCAGGCAUUCGAUAACACACUAAGGGGGUAGGAAUGGAAGAUGGUAUCUUUUGUAUGCUAAACAGAUUAGAAAAUUAACAUAGGAUACUUUCUGCUUGGUGGAAACCAUUGCAUAUUCAGCCUCAUUUCGAGAGUGUUUCCUUCUCAAACUUCUGCUAGAAAAGGCUGACUCACUUUUAUAUACAAGAAAAACCUUUCCACUGAAAAAUCCCUCUAAUUUAAAAGUAACCCCUUUGAAACAUAAGCAGUUUCAGAAAGGCAGACUUUCUCAUCCUGUUCUCUCACUACUACAUCUCUGUAAGUGGUCUUUUAAUUCUGAAGCUGGAGUUGGUGCCCCUGCCAUCACAAACGACACUGAAAACCAAUUGUGAGUCAGUCUCAGUAGCCAUCAGCCUGGCAGCUGCCCAUCCCAUAACCAAAGAGCUCAAUGGGCUGGAGGGUGAGACCCAGCCAAUCCUUGGGAGCAACCAGCACUAAAUCACAUCAGGGAGUGAUUAGCCCUGGGGAAAUUCAGUGGAGGCACAAGCCUGAAGCACUCUUCUACCAAUGUUCGGGUGACCACUCCUCCAAUAUCCCAGAAUGAAUAAGAACAAUCUCUAGGUAUUUUUAUUGACCCAAGUGUUCAGCUUAUUCACCCCACCCCCCAACCCCCAUCACAUGCGCUCCUAUGAACUUCCAUGGUUAUGUCUAGGGAAAAUGCCACUAGAGAGAGAGUGAUACAAGCUGCUGCAAGCUGAUGGGCUUCCUCUGGCCCUCCCUUUUCCUCCAUGAGGAUUAAAGGAUACGAGCUGACCAGGCCUCGCAGGUGCUCUGCUCAUGGCCCCAAAGAACCAUCUCUACUUGGGAGAGUAUGUUCCACCACCUAAGCAGGGUCUCCCUACUUUUUCUCACUGGGCCUCGUUUUGACCCAGAGAAAGCCUAUGGAAAUUAUGCAGUGCAGACCUCAUCCUGUCUGCUGUCUUUUCUCCCACAGAGCUCUUGAGAUGGGUCCUUCAGCUUGCAGUGGUCCCUAGUAGCCUCUUAAGCUAAUGGGGAUGAUAAGCCUGGUUUAGCCAGAGUUCAAAACUCUCCAGUCAUUGAAAGCAAGGGGAGGGUGUGUUCCCAGAUGUGUAUUACUUGGGAAUUUUAUUUGAUCUGGAGGGUGUGGCUUUUUUUCUCUCCUUUUUACCAACCCCAACUAAACUGGAAGUAAGACUUAGUCAGUGUUGGUAGACAGUCAUACCACCCAGGGCAGCCUGCAUGCAACGAGUCUGCGUGGCUUCCCUGAAUUACUGUUUUAAUUAAAACUAGAUUAUUUCAAUCUAGAAAAGCCUUGUUGAGCAGCCUCCUUAUCCAGAUAGAUCCAAAGCUCAUGUCUCUUCAGGCUGAGCCUCGUGCUGUCACCUCCACCCAGCCUUCUUUCACUUGGGGUUUUUUAUUCUUUGGAGUAGAAAAGAAUGGAGCCCACCAGUAUUAUAUUUUUCUUCGGAAAUAAAUAUAAAGUCAAGACUAACUAGUUAUAAACAUUCCCUUAAAAAGUUGGAAAAUCAUUACAGAUUAAAAUUUCCUUAUGAAGUUCACUACUGAGAAUAACCAAAUUGGUUUCAUCCCAUAUCAAAAAGCCUUUGGAGUGUGGAGCUUUCUGUGGUAUGGCAGAAAUGGGUGGAUGGCAAACUAAGAGCCCUCAGCCAUUUUUUCAGUUAAAGUUAGGUUGCCAGAACUUUCUUUUCCUUGCCCCCUGUGUCAUGACUAGCUUAAGUGUAUUUGACUCCCAUAGACUACUCCCAUGCCCACAGUCACCCAUUCCAGACUCCAGUGUCCUUAAAACUCUGGAGUGAGAGGAUGCCCAGAGGAUCAAGAAAAGGUUCACAGUUUCUUGAAGAAGCUUGUUUGCCUUUAGAAGAAUCGUAAACAGAGUCUAAACUAAAGGCUUUUUGGGGGACACAGCCACAGAGUGGAGUUUCAUUGCUUCUUUGCCUCUCCAUGAAUGGCCAAUUUGGAAAAACAGAGAUGGGCUUUUAGCAGAAUAUCAACCAAUACAUUUUUCACAUGCAAAACUCAUCACCAGUUGCCUUUUUCUAACUUACGGACAUUUUGUUGGUGUUGGUGCAAGGGCAAUACGAUGUAAAUUUGUAUAUAAUCUAAUGUCUUCAUUAUUAAUUGAAUAGUACAUGUUAACAUUUUAAUCUAUUUAAAUUUGCUUUGAAAUAUAUACAUACAUAUGAAUGAAAGGUUGUUACAGAUCCUCAAAGCUGCUGCAGACUAUCCCAAGAGAAAGGAUCUGGCACAAAGGAAUCUGCCUUUCCUCCCUCUCAAGUCUCCUACCCUUGACUGGUUGGGAUUUGCUCGUCCAGCCUCUAGACGCUUCCCAAAGCAAGACUGGACACAUGCCGAGGGCGUUGCGGAUAGUGCCUCAGCAUUGCCCACCCUGCUGCCCACCUCCUGUAAGAGAAAAACCAAUCAAUGUUUACAAAAUGAAAAGGACACAGCAUGUCCUUUGAACUUCCUAAGUAAGGCCCACAGUGCUUGAUGUAGAGAACCAAAGUGAAUCACAGAAAAGCUUUUGCUAACAGUCCGCUUUCCAGGAGGAAAACUUUUGUUUAUCCAAACCUGACCCCCAUGAUGGGGACUUUUCUAGAGCACCCCAAAUGUCAUGGGGAGGGAGGGACUCUUUCUGCUCCCUCAGAGCUACUCUUCACUUGUCCCUGCUUCCAGCACCAAGUUCAUAAUAGAGAUCUUCUGGCCAGAGAAUCAGGGGAGAGGAGAGGCCUGAUGGGGCAGAGCUGGAUGAAGUCUGCUAAGAGAGAUGGAGGCUGUGGCGGACUCCUUCCAACUCACGAUUUAUCCUCAGCUCAGAGUGUAUUUUGAAUAUGAGCAAAUGUUUAUGUACUUAUGAGAUUUCAAGUUAAUAAAUAAUCUCUAUGGCUAUUU
Pongo pygmaeus (Bornean orangutan) is the source of this 7786-nucleotide messenger RNA. Its product is annotated as KIAA1328 ortholog. Bases 3490 to 4698 code for a protein of 402 amino acids. The record is from RefSeq and is a predicted model, not a curated record. NCBI's taxonomy places the organism in Eukaryota, Metazoa, Chordata, Mammalia, Primates, Hominidae. The transcript is spliced from 6 exons.